Molecule: messenger RNA, 1375 nt
Organism: Elephantulus edwardii (Cape elephant shrew)
Lineage: Eukaryota; Metazoa; Chordata; Mammalia; Macroscelidea; Macroscelididae
Gene: GNA13
Product: guanine nucleotide binding protein (G protein), alpha 13
Exons: 4
Coding region: 9-1142 (377 amino acids)
Biological process (GO): adenylate cyclase-activating G protein-coupled receptor signaling pathway; Rho protein signal transduction
Cellular component (GO): heterotrimeric G-protein complex; brush border membrane
Molecular function (GO): GTPase activity; guanyl nucleotide binding; G-protein beta/gamma-subunit complex binding
Source: RefSeq, a predicted model, not a curated record
GCGGCAAGAUGGCGGACUUCCUGCCGUCGCGCUCCGUGCUGUCCGUGUGCUUCCCGGGCUGCGUGCUGACGAGCGGCGAGGCCGAGCAGCAGCGCAAGUCCAAGGAGAUCGACAAAUGCCUGUCGCGCGAGAAGACCUACGUGAAGCGGCUGGUGAAAAUCCUGCUGCUGGGCGCGGGCGAGAGCGGCAAGUCCACGUUCUUGAAGCAGAUGCGGAUCAUCCACGGGCAGGACUUCGACCAGCGCGCGCGCGAGGAGUUCCGCCCCACCAUCUACAGCAACGUGAUCAAAGGUAUGAGGGUCCUGGUUGACGCUCGAGAGAAGCUGCAUAUUCCUUGGGGAGAUAAUUCAAACCAACUCAAUGGAGACAAGAUGAUGGCAUUUGACACGCGGGCACCCAUGGCGGCCCAGGGCAUGGUGGAGACGAAGGUGUUUUUGCAGUAUCUUCCUGCGAUAAGAGCACUCUGGGCGGAUAGUGGCAUCCAGAAUGCCUAUGACCGGCGCCGAGAAUUUCAACUGGGUGAAUCUGUAAAAUAUUUCCUGGAUAACUUGGAUAAACUUGGAGAACAAGAUUACAUUCCAUCACAGCAAGAUAUUCUGCUUGCCAGAAGGCCUACCAAAGGCAUUCAUGAGUACGACUUUGAAAUUAAAAAUGUUCCUUUCAAGAUGGUUGAUGUAGGGGGUCAAAGGUCAGAAAGGAAACGUUGGUUUGAGUGCUUCGACAGUGUGACAUCCAUACUGUUCCUUGUCUCCUCGAGUGAGUUUGACCAGGUGCUCAUGGAAGACCGACUCACCAACCGCCUUACUGAAUCUCUGAACAUGUUUGACACAAUCGUCAAUAACCGGACUUUCAGCAAUAUCUCCAUAAUUCUUUUCUUAAAUAAGACAGACUUGCUUGAAGAGAAAGUGAAAGUUGUGAGUAUCAAAGACUAUUUCUUAGAAUUUGAAGGGGAUCCCCACUGCUUAAGAGACGUCCAAAAAUUCCUGGUGGACUGUUUCCGGAACAAACGCCGGGACCAGCAGCAGAAGCCCUUCUACCACCACUUCACCACGGCCAUCAACACGGAGAACAUCCGCCUCGUUUUCCGUGACGUGAAGGAUACGAUUCUUCACGACAACCUCAAGCAGCUGAUGCUUCAAUGAUGGACAGAGACUGCCUAUUUUAAUACCUUUUUGUGGUUUUGAUUGUUUUCUGUUUGGUGUCUUGUUUUUUUUAUUAAUAGCAGUUUACAGCAGAAAUCAGAAAAAUAAAAGAUCUCGAUUCUGUGUUUAGUGUCUUGGCACUCUCAGUCCACAUGUGGGCUCCGGUCUGUGCCUUAGAGCUGCGGGGUAACACGUUGCCAACAUCUGCUGCAGUUCAGGCUUGGAUCUGUUUC